Messenger RNA from Arachis stenosperma, 2569 nucleotides. RefSeq lists its product as uncharacterized. The transcript has 4 exons. NCBI's taxonomy places the organism in Eukaryota, Viridiplantae, Streptophyta, Magnoliopsida, Fabales, Fabaceae. Bases 57 to 1436 code for a protein of 459 amino acids. The record is from RefSeq and is a predicted model, not a curated record.
AUUAGAGGCUGAGAGAGAACCUGAUUUUGUUGUUUUACCUUGACAUAGAAAACGCAAUGUCAAACAGCAAUCUCCAAAUACAAAUAGAGGAACCCCCUCCCGCUCAUACGCCUCUACUAACUUCUAAUUCAAAUCAAAACCCUCAACCUCUACCACCUCAAAAUCAAUGUAUUAAUAAAAAUAGCAACAAUAAUAAUGAUGCUAAUGAGGAGAGUGAGUUCGAUCGAACGCUGGCGAGUUUGGAAGCGCUUCUCACUUUGCUUGGCUUCAACCAGCGAACCGUUUUCAGCUUUGCCGUCUCAUGGACCGUCUUCGCGGUGGUUGGCACCACGAUGCCGCUGGUGGCGCUGGCUCUCUCCGAGUGCUCUGACGGCCGCAGCCACUGCCAGAAAUACCAGAUUCCUGCAUUCGAGAUGGCGAUCGUGGCGUUCCAGGCGUGCCUUGCUGCCGUCUCACUGCUGUGCCUCUCGCACAACCUGAGGAAGUACGGCGUCAGGAGGUUCCUCUUCGUUGACCGCCACAGCGGACAGUUGCAUUGCUUUCACCGCGAUUACGUCAACCAGAUUCAGGGAUCUUUGCGUUUGCUCAUUAUAUGGAUGUUGCCGUGCUUCUUUGUGAAGACAGCGCGAGAAAUCAUUCGCAUUUCAAAUGUGCAGCAUGAGUCCUGGAUACUCUCAGUUGCUAUUUUCUUUGCUUUGAUUAUAUCUUGGACUUAUGUGAGUGCAGUCUCUUUGUCGGCCACUAUUAUGUUUCACUUGGUCUGCAAUUUGCAAGUUAUCCACUUUGAUGAUUAUGGGAAACUCUUGCAAAGGGAGAGUGACGUUCUAGUUUUCAUGGAGGAGCACAUUCGGUUGCGCUAUCAUCUCUCCAAGAUAAGCCAUAGGUUCAGAAUAUAUCUUCUUCUACAGUUCUUGGUUGUCACAGCAAGCCAAUUUGUCACUCUAUUGCAGGUUACGGGAUACGGUGGCAUGCUCACUUUCUUAAAUGGUGGAGAUUUUGCUGUAUCUACACUUGUUCAAGUUGUUGGCAUCAUUAUUUGUCUGCAUGCGGCAACAAGAAUAUCUCACAGAGCUCAGGGUGUUGUUUCACUAGCAAGCAGGUGGCAUGCACUGUUGACAUGCUCUUCUGAUGCAUCUCAACUAAGAAGCUCUGCCAGUACAGGGAGCUUGGAGGCUGUAAACCAUUUAAACUCAAUACAAUUAGACUAUUCUGAGAGUGAUUUGGAGUCAAUGGAUUAUGCUGGAAUGCCUACGAAUACCCAGUUGGCUUCCUAUAUGUCCUCACACCACAAGAGGCAAGCCUUCGUGAUGUACUUGCAAACUAAUCCUGGAGGAAUCACUAUAUUUGGAUGGACAGUUGAUCGGUCCCUUGUCAACACAAUUUUUUUCCUUGAAUUAAGUCUAGUUACCUUUGUUCUCAGCAAGACAAUAAUUUAAGGAGGAAAAGAAGAUUGCAAGCAGACACCAAGAACAAGAAGAAACCUUCUAAGUUUAGUUCUUCUGGCUUAGCGUUAUCAUUUUGCUGGAAAAUGGCCACAAAUAGCCAUAACUUUUUCUGGCGACUGAUGUUAAUAACUUUGCUCAAGCCAUGCCAGCACGUAACACGGACACGGCAGCGAACCAUGAAUGAAGGUAGAAAGGUAGGGACCAAGUUAUAUCUGUCAAUCUAUGGAACUGAGCUCUGUGACGUUUCUGUUCAAGGUGCUUUGCUUCUACCCAAGUAAGUCAUGUCUCCAGAAUUCUGUUCAUGAUUUUCAUUCCUCUCAUCAGUCAUUCAUGUUCUUCACCAUCAGUGAUCUUAGGAUUUUUCAUGGUGCAAGCUAACGACUCUCCCUGAAUUUAUUCUCAGCUUUGAAGAUUGAUGGGGGGUUUCAUCUAAUGACUUGAGCUCCAAUUCUCCAGAGCAGCAUUAUUAAUAUUGUCCUAAUACGUAAUCAAAGUUGCAUAUCUAUCAUAAAACUGGAAUAAUUUAGGAAACUGAUCAUGCCUACUUUUGUGUUGAAGAUUUCAGUCUCAGAAGAACAGGCAUGUUUAAGAGCGUUCGUGCAGUUGAGUUCGAAAGAAGUAGAAUGCAUCUAAUUAAGGCUUAGUUUUUUUUUUGGGGGGGUCAAAUGGAUUAGACAGCCCUCAAUCCUAGGCAUUAUCCACUCACCCACACCAUACUCACUCACAAUAUUAAGGGUUCUAUCACUACUUGGCAUCAGCCAAGUUUUGAACCCAUGUGCACAGUGCACUCAUUGCAAGGCAUAGGAGAUAACUACUAGACGAAGACUUGGUUUGAAUUAUGUGAAUAGGAUUCCCCACCCAACCUAGUGGAAACUUUCCUGUUCGCUGAAAUGAGAAAGUUGAACAAAGACCUGAGAAGUUAGAUGAUGUACAUAUCUCAGUUUUUUUCUCGAAGAAUUUCCACCCUUUUCUUCACUUUUUUUUUUUCGCAUAUUGAAGUGCACGUGCCAUGUGUUUAUUAAGUUAUUUACUAAGAACAGAAAGGUUGCUUUCUUCCGUGAUCUACGCACUUCAAGAGCUCAGUGUGCUAAUAUUUAAAUCUCAAUAAACGAUGUUGUAACUAA